AUGGCAACAUCAGCUCCUCCCCAGCCGGCCUUCAAGGGCAUUGUGCAGUCGCUUGGCAGGGUUACUCUAAAACAACCUAUUACUUGGGGCUUUGUGAUCUAUCGAUGCUCGUAUAACAAUGAGGAUGCCUGGCAGACAAUUCUUCAGAGAAUACGUGAUGAGAUGGCCGAGUGUUUAGAAGAUCAAGGGCAGGAGGACCUACUGCCUCGGCAUGAGAUGAUUAUUAUGGACGACAAAGCAAAAUAUGAUGGCGCCACGUCUCACGAUAUCCGUGACCAUUUUACGUCUUGGGUGUUUAAUGCUUUACCGGAUAUCAUGGUUAAUACACCGACCGAGUCUCAGCUGCAGUUGACGCUCGUGAAUGAUCCUCAUAGUAUGGGGCUAGAACAUGUUUUCGGUACUCGAUAUAAUUUUUGCCUUUUUGUUGAUGACAUUUGCCUGGAGUCUGUCGAGCACAUGGACAUACCGGUCGUAAAGUUACUAGCAAAACACUUUGGUGCGCGAGACCCUGAAGACAGAAAUUACACUAUACACCCUGAUUUUGAGGAUGGUGAAACAGCCAUGGAAGAGGAAGAUGUUGGGUGGAUGUACCUCGAAGUUUACACUUAUGCUGAGAUGUAUAACGCGCUGGAGGAAGAGGAGUGGUGGUACGAACUAUACCGGAGACCACCCUUAUUGCCUUAUGACUCUCCCUCGGACCAAAACCCAGGCUCCUGGCGCAAAAAUAGCCAUCAAUCUCCGAGUAGCUAG
Trichophyton benhamiae CBS 112371 is the source of this 750-nucleotide messenger RNA. RefSeq lists its product as uncharacterized. Lineage: Eukaryota; Fungi; Ascomycota; Eurotiomycetes; Onygenales; Arthrodermataceae. The transcript has a single exon. Bases 1 to 750 code for a protein of 249 amino acids. The record is from RefSeq and is a predicted model, not a curated record.